This is a messenger RNA of Phycodurus eques (leafy seadragon), 1814 nucleotides long. RefSeq lists its product as uncharacterized. The transcript is spliced from 2 exons. The coding region runs from base 851 to 1789 and encodes 312 amino acids. The record is from RefSeq and is a predicted model, not a curated record. NCBI's taxonomy places the organism in Eukaryota, Metazoa, Chordata, Actinopteri, Syngnathiformes, Syngnathidae.
AGUACAGCUGAGGACUCAAACAGUGGCCUGAACUUCAGGGAGAUCACACAAACUUUGGAGCUUAAGAAGAGGGCUGUAGCCUGUACCGGCGCUACAGGUAUGGAAGCCGGCGGAAAUGUAUCGCAGAGCGGAGAUACACGCGAGCUUCCAAACGAGGACGACUUUGUGGUUCUAGAACGGGGUGACGCUUUGGUGCCGCUUGACAGGGAAAGCAGUGUCCAUUUCAGUCAGGAGAUAAAAACAGAAGAUCGUCAAUCCGCCGGCAGGAAUAGAGUUGAGGUAGAUGCCACGCAACUAUCCAGGAAUCACCUGCCAGAAAAGAGUCUGGGUCAACGCUCGGUGAACGCGACAGAGGGCAGACUGAGACAUAGCAAGACAACCGAGAGAGGAAACGUGCAGCACGUGUGCACAACAAGCCAUAACGAGGCAGCUAAGACCACGUUAAAGACUGACAGUGACAGAGUUCAGGAGGCAGACCAGUGGAGUUGUGAAGCCUCCUCGGAGGUGUUUGACAAGCCUGAUAGAGUACGAAAAACCCAAGGGGAAGUUGCUGCGACAGGUCAGGGCAGAUAUGCCGGCGCAGUCUUGAAGGGCACAAAAGACGUCGCAGGAGAGGAUGCCCAAGCUGUCUCUAGAGAGUCUACCUCCAAGACCCGCACACCUUGUGUAAGACAGUCUCUGGAACAAUGCCAUUCCAUCAAUUGUAGCCCCAAAGGCUGUGAAGGUUUGUCACAUUUGGCACAGCUCACAAAAGAGACCGAUCCCUUUCGCUUCUAUGCGGUCAACACCCCUCCACCUUUAACUGAUCUCAUGCCUGACAAAGAAUUACCAAGCAUACAGAUGUUCACAGAUGUCACACCACAGGAGAAGCCAAAAGCCAAAGGUCCACCUCCACCAGUUCCCAAAAAAACCCCCAAACCCAUUCAUAAAGCUUAAAACAGCUCAGUUGAAGUCCGGUGAGAGACAAGUCAAAGAUCACCUCCGUUCUGAGGAGAGGACCAGGAGGAGACACACCGUCGAUGUUCACAAAGGCUUCCUAAGGAGCGCUGCGACCAAUCAGGACAUGUGCUCAUUGUGGGACGAAAGGGGCACCUACGGCAUUCUGUCCGACAUACGGCGCCUGUCGGUGGACCUCAGUCCUUGGGAACCUUUGUCGCUGGACCGUUUGGACAAUGAGUACCGAGGCUUAGUCGACUUUGACUACUGCGACCGAGUGGCGCAGUUGUCUCCGGAAGAGGAUCCUGUAGACUUGGACAUGUUGCAAAGGAGGGUAUUCCUGGAGAGACGGAAUCGGUAUAAAAAAGCACCACCGCCGGUUGCGAAAAAGCCUCCGAAUCCUUUUAUCCCCAAGGUCCAGUUAGACCGCGAAACGCAACCUUUGAGACGAGAGCUCCCGUCUGAAAGGACAAACCCCUGGGACAACGCAGCCAACUUCAAACAAGAUAGAGACACUGGAGAUCACACAGAUUCCUACAAGACCGUGUCUGAACUGGUCAAGGAAACCAUAAAGAGAAGUCAGGGCCCUGUUAGAACGGAGGUGGCCAAAACCCAGGACAGGGUGGCAGAGCAGAACCCGAGUGUCAAAGUGUCCCAGAUGAAGAAUGCCUUUGACAACCCAAAGAAAUCCAAAGAGAGGCCACAAGAAAGUCACUCGUCUCCAAAGAAAGCUAAGGAGGCUCAUCCAGGACAGGGGACCGGUUUUGAAGAUGUGGGCGGCAUCAAGAUGGCUGUGACGAUGGAGCUGCGGACACUUUGGAGAGUCCUUGAAAAGUCCUUCCAGACUGCCUGAAGAUGUGGGAGAGAAGGCUGGGAAA